UGACUGCAAGCCCAAAAUGGCCGCCGACAAACACAAUAAUUCCGGCAUUACUACCAAUUACUACUCGUUUGUUGAGUGCAGAAUUCAAUUUUCGAGGCAGUAAAAUCGAUUAGUGAAUUGAAUCAUAAGGAACAUAAGGUGUCCAUACUCAGAAUGAGACGUCUGGACUCGAAGGAGUACGGCUCUGAGAGGCUUGAAGCUGAAUUGGAGGCUGCCCGGGAUGGCCUGAGGUGUUUGGAUAAAGAUAUUAGAAAAAUUCUUGGUCGAGAUCUUCCUGACAGCGAAAAUGCACCUGCUCAACUAUCCUCCAGGAUUGCACAGAAGCGUCCACUCCAAGAGGAUCGUAAAAGGAACACGGAUCACCUGAGUAACGAUCAAGGUGGGAAGCGUCGUUGGCAAGGGCAGAAUAAUGAACCCAAGACCGUGUUCAGUCGAUUAAGUGCAAGAGUACCCUCCAAUCCUGAUGAUUCUGGAGAUGAUGACGAUGGUAGUGUCAGGCCAGCUGUAUCAUCUCGUGUUAUUGCCACGCCACGUGAAGUUCCAUCACGUCAGGAUGUCAUUAGACGUGAAAAUGUCGAUGAGAGGAGUAGGCAGAGGAAUAAACGAAUGUUCGGAGCACUUCUAGGGACUUUACAGAAAUUCAGACAGGAGGAGACCAAACUCAAGGCUAAGGAAGACAAAAAGGCUGAAGUUGAGGCGAGAGUGGAGGAGGCCAAACGACGUGAGAAAGAGGAAUUGAGACGUGAGAGGCAACAACUGUUUCUAUCACGUAAACGUCAAUUGGCUGAGGUGAAAGCAUUGGAGGCCAAGUUGGCACGUAGCAAGCAAUUCCAAGAGUGGCGCUCUUCGCAGCUACCUCUAGCCAAUUUCAUUCGCACACGUGCACAACCACCUAUUUAUUAUUUACCAAAACGCAAGCAUCCUCGUACUGACGCGUUACUGGUGGAAUGUGCUAAGGAACUUCACGAGGAAGUUGAACGAAGGGAAAAAGUAGUGAUGGAAGAACUAGAAAUAAUAGAAUUCCAAGUAAACAAUAAUAAACCCCAGCAACAAGUGGAUGAGCUCCCAAAUCAACCCCAGAUCGCAGAAGCGCCUCAGCCAAUGGAAGAAGGGGUUGAAAAUUGUGACCCUAAUCCUGAACACCUCCCUGAGGACACUACAGAUCCGAAAAUGCCCACGAUAAUCUCACCGAAGACUGGGGCAACAGAAAAACCACAAAUCAAUGAUGUGAAUGAGGAAAUGGUGACUGAUAUCAAUGUUCCAGAGGAUGAUCCCGUGAAGAACGAGAAUCAUGGUUAACGAUCAUGUCAAUGCUCUCCGGAGCAUUUCUUUUUGUGUUUGUAUAUAUAAUAUAAAACGGCAAGAGAGAAAUGCAAAAUGAUAUGAAGAAGAAAUUUCUAUCAUGGAUUUUUUGGAAUAUUUGUACCUUCACAGGAACUUGAAUUUUUGUCAUCUGUGUACAAUUAAUAUCAUUGGAACAUCACGUAAAUAAUUUGGUUGUUACGCGAGCGUCGUUUAGUUAUUUUUUAUUGAUAAUCAUCGUGUUUCAUCUUCAAAAAUUGAUUCAUUAGUGGAGUGGCAAAAGGGAGUGAAUGCCUCGGAAAAUAGGGAGUGGAGGAGAAUAUGUUGAAGGACUUUCAAAGUUGGGAAUUUCGUGGGCCACAAAAAGGUCUCCUGAUAUUUCUUUAUGAUACCAAUAAUUUCAAGGAACUUUGAGAAUACAUUGAUGUCAACACACCAUUUUAUUGACAAAAUGCACUAUCACAUACAAUGAAGUUCCUUUAUGAAAAAAAUUUAAGGUUUCACAUUAAAACCUUGUUAACAGUAAUUUUAAUUCGUACAUUCAAAGUCCACGAUAUGAAUUUUUAAUUCGAUUAAAGGGAGGAAAAUUGCAGGGGGUUUUCGCGAUUAUGCAGAUGAUUUUGGUAUCAAUUUUUCAUAUUCAAAAAAUUAGAAAAAAUAGUUUCAAUUUUUUUAAUUGACGGCAUAUGGCUGCAUAGGCAUAAAAUCUUCAAAAUAGUCCCCUUACCAGGAUUUUCGGUGGAUUGACUUGAAUUUUGGCUUUCACACACAUAAUGUAAUGGCGAAAAAAAAUUGUCAACUUUUUUGAAAAUCCCAAUUUUUCGGUUUUUUUCGAUACCCU
Molecule: messenger RNA, 2143 nt
Organism: Diachasma alloeum
Lineage: Eukaryota; Metazoa; Arthropoda; Insecta; Hymenoptera; Braconidae
Gene: Pnn
Product: pinin
Exons: 4
Coding region: 154-1299 (381 amino acids)
Cellular component (GO): catalytic step 2 spliceosome
Source: RefSeq, a predicted model, not a curated record